Meloidogyne enterolobii is the source of this 508-nucleotide messenger RNA. The record is from the annotation of a GenBank genome assembly. NCBI's taxonomy places the organism in Eukaryota, Metazoa, Nematoda, Chromadorea, Rhabditida, Meloidogynidae.
UAUAUUUUCCUUAAUUAUCGAUAUCACCUCAACCCUCCUUCCGAGAAGGUACAUCGAAUACCUAACUGCUCCUUAAUUUUCAAUAUCUCCAUCACUCAAUGCUUCAGGGGUUCUUAAAGCUAAACAUUUGGCUUCUAAACAACUCCCUUAUAUCUCAUAUUCCAUAGAUAUCACUCUUAAUCCUCGAUAAUUCCUACUGUUCCUUAAUGAUCGAUGUCCUCUCAAUCCCUCCUAUUUCGGAAGGUACCUCGAAUACCUAACUGCUUACUAAUCUUUGAUAUCUCCUCAAUCCCUUCACUUUUAAUACCUCAAAGGACAUCUCCCUUAUAUACUCAUAUCCGACAGACAUCCUACUUAAUCAUUGAUAAUCCCCCAUAAUUCCUACUGUUCCUUAAGCAUUGAUAUCCCCUUCACCUCCUAUCUCGGAAUGUACCACGAAUACCUACCGAUCCUUAAUCUUAAAUAUCUCCUCAAUCUCUCCAUUCUUUAUAACUCAAAGGACAUCUCC